GGAUCCCCUGGAGAAAUGGGUUCCGACCUGUGCCGCGGUGGGGAUCGGGGUUGUGCUCUUCCGGGAGACCAGGUGGAGGCCGGGCUUCCUCUUUGGGCCGGCACCCUGCGCACCUGCAUGGGACGUGGGGGCCAUGGGUUUGGCGUUGGGGCUGCAGGGGUGCUGAGAGCAGCUGAGGCUGGGGACGUUCCCACGACAGACGGUUCUGAUUGACUGGGCGGAGCGCUCACGGGGUGACAGACACUGUGCUAGGCGCGUUCUAUGCACGGUCCGGUCCUCCCGGCGACCCAGGAGGUGAGGCUGUCAUAUUAAUGCACAUUUUCCAGACCGGGAAGCCAGGGCGCAGAAGUUAACCAACUUGGCCAACGUCCCCCAGAGGCACAUGAUUUAGGAGUUACGCUUUGUGACAUGGAUGAUUCUGCACUGACCCUUGACACAAUAGAUGUUUCUUAUCUGCCAAAUUCAUCAGAAUACAGUGUUGGCCCAUGUAAGCAUGCAAGUGAGGAAUGGGGUGAGUGUGGUUUCAGAUCUACUGUCUUCAGAUCUGCAACCUUGAAAUGGAAAGAAAGCCUAAUGAACCGGAAGAGGCCAUUUGUCGGAAGAUGUUGUUAUUCUUGUACUCCCCAGAGCUGGGAUAAGUUUUUCAACCCCAGUAUCCCGUCUUUGGGCUUGAGGAAUGUUAUUUAUAUCAAUGAAACUCACACAAGGCACCGAGGAUGGCUUGCAAGGCGUCUUUCUUACGUACUUUUCGUUCAGGAGCGAGAGGUCCAUAAAGGCAUGUUUGCCACCAAUGUGGCAGAAAAUGUGCUGAACAGCAGCCGAGUGCAAGAUGCCAUUGCAGAAGUGGCAGCCGAACUAAACCCCGAUGGCUCUGCCCAGCAGCAGUCGAAAGCCAUCAGCAAAGUGCGGAAGAGAGCCAGAAGGAUCCUCGAAGAAAUGGUCGCCACUGUCUCACCAGCAAUGAUCAGACUGACCGGAUGGGUGCUGCUAAAGCUGUUCAAUAGCUUCUUCUGGAACAUUCAGAUUCACAAGGGCCAACUCGAGAUGGUUAAAGCUGCAACCGAGAUGAAUCUGCCACUUAUAUUUCUGCCGGUUCAUCGAUCGCACAUCGACUACCUGCUGCUCACUUUUGUUCUUUUCUGCCAUAACAUCAAAGCGCCCUACAUCGCUUCAGGCAAUAAUCUCAACAUCCCCAUCUUCAGUACCUUGAUCCAUAAGCUGGGGGGCUUUUUCAUACGACGGAGGCUGGAUGAAACUCCAGAUGGACGGAAGGAUAUUCUCUACAGAGCUCUGCUCCACGGGCACAUAGUGGAACUACUCCGACAGCAGCAGUUCUUGGAGAUUUUUCUGGAAGGCACUCGCUCCCGGAGUGGGAAAACCUCCUGUGCUCGGGCAGGACUUCUGUCAGUUGUGGUGGACACUCUGGCCACCAAUACCAUCCCAGACAUCCUGGUAAUCCCCGUUGGGAUCUCCUACGAUCGUAUUAUCGAAGGUCACUACAAUGGCGAACAGCUGGGAAAACCUAAGAAGAACGAGAGCCUUUGGAGUGUAGCUAGGGGCGUGAUCAGAAUGUUACGGAAAAACUACGGGUGUGUCAGAGUGGACUUCGCCCAGCCGUUCUCCUUGAAGGAAUAUUUAGAAAGCCAAAGUCAGAAACCCGUGUCUGCCCCACUUUCUCUGGAGCAAGCUCUCUUACCAGCUAUCCUUCCUUCGAGACCCAAUGAUGCUGCUACUGAAGGUGCAGACGCGUCCACUACCGCGGCGAGCGGUGCCACAGACGAGGCGUUCCGGAGGAGACUGAUCGCAAACCUGGCGGAGCACAUUCUCUUCACUGCCAGCAAGUCCUGUGCCAUCAUGUCGACGCACAUCGUGGCCUGCCUGCUGCUCUACAGACACAGGCAGGGAAUUGAUCUCUCCACAUUGGUGGAAGACUUCUUUGUGAUGAAGGAGGAAGUCCUGGCCCGGGAUUUUGACUUGGGGUUCUCGGGAAAUUCAGAAGAUGUGGUCAUACAUGCCGUACAGCUGCUGGGAAACUGCGUCACGGUCACCCACACCAGCAGGAAUGAUGAGUUUUUCAUCACUCCCAGCACAACUAUCCCCUCGGUCUUCGAGCUUAACUUCUACAGCAACGGGGUCCUGCACGUCUUUAUCAUGGAGGCUAUCAUAGCCUGCAGCCUUUACGCAGUUCUGAACAAGAGGGGCGCGGGCGGGACUGCCGGAGGGCCCCCCAGCUUGAUCAGCCAGGAGCAGCUGGUGCGGAAGGCAGCCAGCCUCUGCUACCUGCUGUCCAACGAAGGCACCAUCUCCCUCCCCUGCCAGACGUUUUACCAGGUUUGCCACGAAACAGUGGGGAGGUUCAUCCAGUACGGCAUCCUCACAGUGGCCGAGCAAGAUGAUCAGGAAGACAUCAGUCCUGGUCUUGCUGAGCAGCAGUGGGACAAGAAGCUUCCUGGACCCGUGUCUUGGAGAAGCGAUGAAGAAGAUGAAGACAGUGAUUUCGGUGAGGAGCAGCGAGAUUGCUACCUGAAGGUGAGCCAGUCCAAGGAGCACCAGCAGUUCAUCACCUUCCUGCAGAGGCUGCUGGGCCCUUUGCUGGAGGCCUACAGCUCCGCGGCCGUCUUUGUGCACACGUUCAGCGGCCCGGUCCCGGAGCCGGAGUACCUGCACCGGCUGCACAGGUACCUCCUGACCAGGACGGAGCGGAGCGUGGCCGUCUACGCUGAGAGCGCCACCUACUGCCUCGUGAAGAACGCCGUGAAAAUGUUCAAGGACAUUGGGGUUUUCAAAGAGACCAAACAAAAGAGAGUGUCUGUUCUAGAACUCAGCAGCACGUUCCUACCUCAGAGCAACCGGCAGAGACUCCUGGAGUAUCUUCUGAGCUUUGUGGUGCUGUAGGUACCGCCCGGCCCCUCCGGCCGGUGAAGGGCCUGGGGUGAGUCCUGUGAGCUCCAGCCUCUGGCUCGAAAGUGGAAGGUGCCCCGUGUGCCAGGCCUGACCUGUCCUGAGGUGACCUCCUGAAGACAAGUGCCUUCCCCUCCGUGGAUCUGUGAUCACCCUGCUCUGAGAUGAGGAGCAGCCCAGAUAGCACCUGGGCCUCACCUCGGAGCUCCCGUCGCCCCAGCCGGGGCUCUCCCUCGGGGACGCGCAGGGGCCUGUUGACCCCCUUGCGCGUCCCCAUCUCCGCCAGCAAGUUGAUUUGCAGUUCCUGAUCAGUAGGUUAAAAAUGAGAUCUCAAAAAUGGUUUUGGAGUUUAUUAAAGAUUUACCUUUUAAGUAUAAUUGUUAAGCACUAAUUACUGUGAAGGACAGAAAAAUGUAGUUGUAUUUUAGAACUGAAUCUUGUGUGGUGUACGUAAGGCUGUCGGGAACUCAUUGGUGUAUUUUCUGAUUAACUGUUAAUCUUCCUUUAAAAAUAAUCGAGUCAUCCAUUUACUGCCCCCCCACCCCCA
Messenger RNA from Molossus molossus (Pallas's mastiff bat), 3448 nucleotides. RefSeq names its product glycerol-3-phosphate acyltransferase, mitochondrial (gene GPAM). The coding region runs from base 409 to 2895 and encodes 828 amino acids. The transcript is spliced from 21 exons. NCBI's taxonomy places the organism in Eukaryota, Metazoa, Chordata, Mammalia, Chiroptera, Molossidae. Gene Ontology annotation, biological process: phospholipid biosynthetic process. Gene Ontology annotation, molecular function: glycerol-3-phosphate O-acyltransferase activity. Gene Ontology annotation, cellular component: plasma membrane; mitochondrial membrane. The record is from RefSeq and is a predicted model, not a curated record.